Molecule: messenger RNA, 1785 nt
Organism: Wickerhamiella sorbophila
Lineage: Eukaryota; Fungi; Ascomycota; Dipodascomycetes; Dipodascales; Trichomonascaceae
Product: putative ferric reductase transmembrane component
Exons: 1
Coding region: 1-1785 (594 amino acids)
Biological process (GO): iron ion transport; copper ion import; intracellular iron ion homeostasis
Cellular component (GO): plasma membrane
Molecular function (GO): ferric-chelate reductase activity
Source: RefSeq, a predicted model, not a curated record
AUGGACUGGCCUGAAUGUGCAGGUAAAACCGGAGACGAGCUAAGGGAGUGUCUGUGCGACCUUCCCUUAUUUGUAUCGGUCACCACGGAAUGCCUUGCUCGGGCCGUUGUGAACGACUCGAAUCCAUAUGAUGCCUUUGAUCGCGGGUACUUGUCUUUAUGUCAAAGAGAGCCCGAAGUCGAAGUUCUGGUAGAUAUCGUACCUGACGACUUGUUACAGGACGGCGUUCAAACGGCCAAGGCAGCAAUUCAAAACAAAAAGCUGUCUCAGAUCUAUGGUCUCGUGCUCAUGCUCUUUUGGAUGUCAAUUUGUCUCAUAAGAAUCAUCGCAGUGACAUUGUCCGCAUUUGCACCAGGAUGUGCUCAAAAGAUUCGUGAGAGCAAGAUCUCCUCGCAUUUUAAGUCAAUGAUACUAUAUCCAGCUACAGUGAACGGAAAGCAUGCGCUGCCAGUUUUGCGCAUCGGGAAGUUUUCUAUACGCUUGCCAGUACGCUGGAUCACUAUCGUACUUGUUGUUUUUGUUUUUUUGAAUUUUGUUUUCCUGUUCUCCUCUUUUACGAUAGUCGAACGCAGUAUCACGUUUAAGACGCAGUCUAUGCAAUUUAAAAGGGUACUAGGUUACCGCAGUGCAUGUUUAACAAUGUUCCUGCUGCCUGUUCUUCUGCUAUUUGGGGGUAGGAACAAUUUUUUGAUGCCAUGGACCCGUUGGAAUCAUGGCGUGUUUGUAAUUUUUCACAAGUGGAUCGCCAGGAUGAUUAUGGUGAAUAUAGCUACCCAUGCAAUUUGCUACAGUCUUCUCCGCACUGAGCAAGGUUUAUAUCCUGGCGUUUUCAGAAAGUUUUAUUGGAAAUGGGGAGCAGCCGGCAUUGGCUCUUUAUCUCUAUUGAUUUUCUUCUCGCUACCGUACUUUAGGCGCUACAAGUACGAGCUGUUCUUGGUCUCUCACAUUUUGCUAGCUGUCAGUUUUGUCGUGUCAGCUUGGUAUCACGUUAGAACACUUGACUACGGAAAGUAUCAUGUCAUAGCUGCUAUUGUGGUAUGGGGAGCCGACCGCCUUCUGAGAUUCCUUCGUAUGGCGCUGCUCAGCCCAAGACAUGCGACCAUUAGGCACUCGAAGCAUGUAUCCUGUUUGGUCAUUGACAACUCUGGUCAUUGGGAAGCAGAAGCAGGCAACUAUAUUUAUGUUCAUUUCUCCAAACUUCGAUUUUGGGAGUCGCAUCCUUUUUCUGUUGUACCCACGCCUGAGGGUAACAUCAAGCUUUGCAUUCAGCGCAAAGAAGGAUUGACUGGUAUGCUUGAUUCUCUCACUGACGAUAAAAUGAAAGUAUGGAUCGACGGCCCAUAUGGCUAUCAUACUAGCUAUAAGAAUCAUGACCGAAUGGUGCUCAUUGCUGGCGGUAUCGGCAUAACCCAAUCCCUCGGUAUAAUAUAUGGCUUGCUUGAGGAGAAAGUACCGAGAAAAAUAUCUCUGUACUGGAGUAUCCCGUAUUUGGACUAUCUGGAGUUUUUCGUCGAUGACAUUGAGAGGCUUCAAACCGACAUUGAAAUCAAGAUCUUUGUAACAAGAGACAGUCCAGACGAAACGCAGGCAAAGAAAUCAUUUCCCAUUGAAUACGAGCAUAUGGACAUCAAGUCUAUCAUUACUGACAACUGUGAAAAAGACCCUAGCGUUGCGUUUAUGGUCUGUGGUCCGCCUCGCAUGAACGAUACGGUGAGAAAAGAGUCUUGCGAUGCACUGAAAAACGGGGCGUCGUUGACAUACACUGAAGAGCUGUUUUGCGACUGA